AUGUCUUCUACUACUCCACUGGCGAUUCCAACGGGCUCCCUGGUCGUCGUGACGGGGGCUAAUGGCUUUAUCGCCAGCCAUGUAGUCGACCAGCUACUUCAACAAGGGUACCAUGUCCGGGGCACUGUGAGAAAUGCCGCGAAAAGCUCGUGGUUGAAUAGCUAUUUUAGUGCCAAGUAUGGCAGUGGACGAUUCUCCCUCGCUGAAGUUCCUGAUAUGUCCCACGAGGGCGCAUUCGACGAGGUCGUCAAGGGCGCGGCCGGUAUAGCCCAUGUGGCAACCCCUGUGAUGCAGUUUUACGACCCCAAUAUCGCCGUCCCUAUGGCUGUCAACGGAACCGUCAAUAUAUUGGCCGCUGCCGCUGCCGAGCCCACCGUGCGACGGGUGGUUAUCACAUCAUCCUCAACAGCGGCCGCUAGUCCACAGCCAAACAAAGUGUUCACGAUGGAUGAGAAAACUUGGAACGAAACAGCUGUCAAAGCUGCUUGGGCACCACCUCCGUACGAAGGAUCGCAGCGACUCCUGGAUGUCUAUUCCGCCAGUAAAACACAAGCCGAACAAGCCGCGUGGACGUUUAUGGAGGACCAUAAGCCCGACUUUGUCCUGAACACGGUGCUCCCAAAUGUCAAUAUGGGCACCAUCCUCUCACCGGAACAUCAGGGUUAUCCCAGCACGGAUGGUUGGAUUAAGGCAGUAUGGGAUGGAUUCCCAGGUGAAGAAGGACAGGCGCUGAAGUACAACCCGCCACAGUACUAUAUUAAUGUUCAGGAUGCCGCACGUGUGCAUGUCGCUGCUCUUAUUUACCCUGAUGUACAGAAUGAGCGACUCUUUGCAUUUGCACACCCCUAUUCGUGGAAUGAUAUCCUCGCUAUUCUACGCCGGCUGUAUCCACAGCAGACGUUUAUCGACGAUAUCCCUAAUCUGGGCGAAGAUAAGAGCAUCGUGGCCAACCAAAGGGCCGAGGAACUCCUAAAGAGAAUGUCGGGUCUCUCUGCUUGGACAAGCCUGGAACAGUCGGUCCAAGAUGCCACUACGGCGUGGGUAUAG
Messenger RNA from Aspergillus bombycis, 1047 nucleotides. Its product is annotated as SDR family oxidoreductase. NCBI's taxonomy places the organism in Eukaryota, Fungi, Ascomycota, Eurotiomycetes, Eurotiales, Aspergillaceae. The record is from RefSeq and is a predicted model, not a curated record. Bases 1 to 1047 code for a protein of 348 amino acids. The transcript has a single exon. Gene Ontology annotation, molecular function: oxidoreductase activity, acting on the CH-OH group of donors, NAD or NADP as acceptor.